Messenger RNA from Penicillium canariense, 2214 nucleotides. RefSeq lists its product as uncharacterized. The transcript has a single exon. The record is from RefSeq and is a predicted model, not a curated record. The coding region runs from base 1 to 2214 and encodes 737 amino acids. NCBI's taxonomy places the organism in Eukaryota, Fungi, Ascomycota, Eurotiomycetes, Eurotiales, Aspergillaceae.
AUGGUGGCACUGAAAAGGCUGUUUCAACCUGAGCGCACGCCAUCGCGGCCAUUCACCAGCCCUAGGUCAAGUGGCGCGGAGUCGGACGAACCGUAUUUUGGUACUGUUGAGUCUCCCACUCGAACUAAGCUUCGGUCUGGCUUUUUAUCUGCCGGUCCUCCAUCGCCGGCACUUCAGUCGCCCGGCCUUCACGCCUUCCAGGCUCAUGAUGUGGCACAUCACUUCGAUCAGAUCGAGAAACAGUUUGAAGAUCUACACCAGAGUCUAGGUCAACGGCCGUUGUCGUCUCAGUCGCAGUUGCCGUCGCCCGUACCAGGCCGUCUUGUCCCAAAAGAUCCCAAUGCUCGGCACAUCGAUUUAAUGGACGCGGUUGCUUCCUCCGAGCAAUUCCAAGAACCCAGCACGGAGGUCGCGUCGCCUCCCACUAGUCCAUAUAACGAAGAUGUAGCCGAACGGAACAUGACCAGAUUUCUUCGCAUCCAGUAUCGGAGUGGGCUGGCCGGCUCCCGGAUAUUGUCUGCACUAUACCAAGAGGAUGUGGCGGACAGGAACAUUGCGAAGUACGGGAGUACAUCGCGCUCACUUUCGUCAAUGAGCUCUCGCUCGUCCCCUCCCGCGCCUGGAAGAGUGCGCAACCUCAGCCCAAAUGGGCAAAGAAAGCGCAAUCCCAGGAAACCCCAGUGGACUUCGGAUGGUGAUUUGCGUAAUCGCUCUGCCUCUCGGGAUACCGCCUCGGGCACUUGGUCGAGAAUUUCACAGACUAGCAGCCUGCUUCGUCAACAAAGAUCAGCGCCGAAUAUGCAUCCAGAUGAUGAUACAGAAGAGGCACCAGCUCCCGUGAUUCGGCGGCUGGGCGUUCCGCCAGUCUAUAAACAGGGCAAGCGAUGGAGCCACACGCCACUGCCAGACAGCCCAACGCUACCCCCACCAUCAAGUGAUGGCGGCGGCGGCAGUGACAAUCGUGGAGAAAGCACCGCAGUGCCCCGACCUCCCCUCACGACUUCCCGGAGCUCAUCACUAACUGCGAGAUCAUUAUCUCCCCCUCCUUCCUCAGGGUCAACCUCCCGGAAAAACGUGCGAGAUCUAUCUAUUAAUACGGAGCUAGCCGCUCACGGCCGGCCAAAGAUUGCGCACCGCGCUAUUCAACCCCCAACACCCUCCGACUUUGGGACGAAGCGGGCACCCAGCAUUGCAGAGGUCAUGCACAGUCCUUUGCCUGCGCCUAGUCCUCCACGGCCCUCCCCUCGGUUCAAGGUCUCGGAGAUGAUGGAUUUGUUCAACAAAGCAUAUAUGUCCUCACAGGCCCUGAGCCCCCACCCUACCUAUGAGAGUCUUCAAGAUGCCAUUGUUCGGGAAAUCAACUCCCACGAGGCUUUUAAGAAAGUUCCUGUUCCUGCUGCUGGACCACCAUUUACUCCUUCGCCGACCCGGGAGACCUUCGAACAUCGUCCCAGGUCUGCACAGCCAGGAUUGAGCCGCAGUGCCUCUGCCGGAUCAAUCUCCAAAAUCAUAAGGAAGAGCUCAUUCAAGAAACACAAGCGAAAUGCCGGAUCCCAACAGAGCAUCUCCACAAUUACCCCUACAAAGGGAUAUGACCGCAUUUUCCGCAAAACCUCUCCCUCCACUUCUCGCCGACGGCACACUGAUGCCCCAGCCCCAUCUCCGGGUCUCCUCGCCGACAUCAAGCAGUCACAGGAAACAGCCUCGCCGGUGCAGCUGACAUACAUGGACGUGCUAUACCGCGCCGGCAACGACACGUGUGCUACCUCCAGCUCCAAGAACCCGCAUGCAUCGUGGAAGCGCGGACGCUCGGACUCGACGUCUAAUCUGUCUGCCAUGGCCCGCGCCAACUCGGACAGGCCCCGUACCCCAGGCCCCGUGGGUGCUGUGUAUUGCAUGCAAGCACACUCCACGUCGUCCAGGGAUAGCCAGAGCAGUAUCUCUCACGAGGACAGCGACGACGACAUCAUCCACCUCCCGAGUGUCGGCGCUCCGCCCCCGCGGGUGCAGAUCGAGGGAGUCGACGAAAACAACGUCCGCUACGUGAUUGAUUCUGCAACCGCUGCCGAUGCGCAGAAACUGAUGAGCUGGCCGCAGCGCUCGCGCCGCACGAACCCCCCCGCGCCCACUUCAGCACCGUGUGAGGACAGCUUGUCUCCGCUGUCCCGCACACAAAUGCAGCUCCGCGGUGCCCGGUCUGUCGAGACUUGCUAG